AUGGGAGCUGAAGUAGCGACCGAGGUAGAAGAAGCAGCAGAAGCAGAGGAAGGGGCAGGGGAAGGGCGUCGACCAAGAGAGCCCCGACGUACGCAGCAGAUAUCAAGGUCGAGCUCGAUCGAGGACACAGAAGAAUACAAAGUAGAGACUACAGCUAGCACCUCCAACGACACAGAAGGCAAUAUCAAAAUCGACAAAGAUGAAGGCGGCUACCCGAGACUUGUCGAUCGGGCCACCUGGGCGACGACGGCGGAGGAGGAGGAAUAUGUAGAAGGCAUGAGCUUAAUUAAUUGCAAGAGGAAGACGCCGCAGAGCUAG
Molecule: messenger RNA, 318 nt
Organism: Morchella importuna
Lineage: Eukaryota; Fungi; Ascomycota; Pezizomycetes; Pezizales; Morchellaceae
Exons: 1
Coding region: 1-318 (105 amino acids)
Source: RefSeq, a predicted model, not a curated record